Molecule: messenger RNA, 384 nt
Organism: Acanthoscelides obtectus
Lineage: Eukaryota; Metazoa; Arthropoda; Insecta; Coleoptera; Chrysomelidae
Source: the annotation of a GenBank genome assembly
CCGUCCUUAUUGAAAUAUAUAUACUUAAUCAUUCAUUCUGAUAUCCGUCUUCUAGAUCUGUGAACUGCACUCUGACUGGACAUACGAGUGGGACGAUGAAAUGAAAGUACCAUUCAGAUACAAAAGUGACCAACUGGUGGGAUAUGACGACGUUAGGUCCAUGACAGAAAAAGUCUUGUACGCCAAUUCAAAGAAGCUUGGAGGGAUUAUGCUUUGGUCCUUGGACACAGAUGAUUUCAGGGGACUAUGUGGUCGAGCGUAUCCUCUACUUAAGACUAUUAAGGAAAAUCUCAAGUGAAACAGCUUAUGAAAUGUAUACGGUUGAAGUUUUGUAUUAUGUAGUUUAAGUGACUUUUAAAAAUAUACUAAAUCCUUAGUAAGCUG